Hypoxylon fragiforme is the source of this 1104-nucleotide messenger RNA. RefSeq lists its product as uncharacterized. The transcript has a single exon. Lineage: Eukaryota; Fungi; Ascomycota; Sordariomycetes; Xylariales; Hypoxylaceae. Bases 227 to 1003 code for a protein of 258 amino acids. The record is from RefSeq and is a predicted model, not a curated record.
GCAUUUAUAACUUCACGUACGUACCUACCUAAGCUCAAAUCUUUAAAUAGCCAACCACAUCGCUCUAAUCAAACUAAAGCAUCUAACUUGCCCAACUAUUUUUUACAUAGACUCACAUCAUUCAAAUAUGUCCGGCAAAACCUAACGAAUACUAGCUAUCAGCCUCUCUCUCUCUCCUUACCUACCUGCUACCACCCACCCUCAUCCCCAACCAACCCCCCUAAAGAUGCAAAACCUCCCCAAAACAGCAACAACCCGCCUCCGCCACACCUUCACCUACUCCUCCUCCAACGACGACAACGACCCCUUCUCCUCCAGCCCCGAAGCCCUCGACGAAGAAGAGCAAGAAACCCUGAUCCGCCAGCUCGCGCAGCAAAACGACGCGCGAAACGCGCAGUUCCGCCUGCUGCUCCUCUGUCUGCCCCUGGUCUCCGCCGUGCCGUAUGUGGUCGCGCUGGCGUCGCCCAUCUUUGGUGCUGCCGAUCGCCAACAAGGGGUAGGAGGAGGAGGAGGUGGUGGUGGUGGUGGUGGUGGGGUCAAUAGUAAUAAUAAUAAUAAUGGCACAGCGCGAAUGCUAGCCCUCCUAAGCCUCACGAGCCUCGCGUCCACCGCCUGGACUCUAUGGGCGCUUCCGCCCGCCGUCACCGGGCUGCGCCGUCUGGACGCGUGGGUAGCUGGCAAGGAUAGCAAUGCCGCCGGUGGUGGUGGUGGGGUGACGGCUUCGCGCCGCAAAGACCGCACGUCCACGUUCCCGUGGGUCGAAGACCAUCGGUCGCCGUUGGAGAAGUAUCUGCCGUACCUGAACGUGGGUCUUUGCGGUGUGCUCAUCCUAGCCGGCUUCCUGUCUAGGUCGGCUGUGUCGCAGGGCCACUGGGGUCAUGUCGGCCUGAGCAACUUACCUGCUAUUGUCUACGGUGUGGUGAUACUUUCCAAGACGAUGAUGGGCAGCGUGGACCCGGAGAGGGAAUUAAGUGCUCUGCGGUACGAAUACAAGGGCGCUUGAUCGGGGGGUUGCUUGUAUCUUAUCCUCUUAUCACUUCAGCGAAAUAGAGAACCAUAGUUCUCGAGCAGAUACAUAAUUUGAAAUAAAUUCAUCAUAUUUUA